AUGAAUGUCAAGUCGAGGAAAGCAGGCACCGGCUUGCGACAAAUAGACUUUGGAAGCGAGUGGAUAUCCCUGGCCGCCAACUGCCACCAUCCGGGCCACCAUCCGGCCACCGAAAAGGGACACGCUGGAGAGAGAAUCAUCGAGGAACUAACAGCGGGUACGGCCGGACCAGCCGGAAAUGGAAAUGCCAAGAGACAAAGGACACAAGGCAAGCAGGCCAAUGGCUCGAUGGAUGGGCGAACCGGCGCGCACGGGACGGUUGAGGACAGGAAGUCGAAAGGGAGGGUGGAUAUCGAAGCAUCGACGGCCACCGCAGGCGUGGGGAGGAGGGGAGGGGUGAGCGAGACCACCAUCGCCGGCCAAGUGACGGACGGCGUGCAUGGAUGCGUGUCCUCUUCCGUGACGGGUCGACGGACCGAGGACGGCAUGAUGCAUGAGGUGGUCGCCAUCACGUCCAGACCCCACGGUACCCCCUCACCCUUCGACGACGCAGGGGCGGGUCGAGCUCGGAAGCGUCGGUUGGCGAUGACGUCCCCUCAACACGACCAUGACGACGGGGAAGGCGGGCAAGGAAGGGGUUUCGCCCCGGCGGCUCUGAGGGCAAAGCCAUCGAGAGGCCCGUACCAAAUCGCCGCCGAUUCGUCGGCUCGCAAGGCCAUGCUGUGGACCCGGCGAGGCAUGCCCCAAAGACGAGAAAUCGACGGCACGGAGCCACGACCCCUCGAACGCAGCCAGGGGUGCCCUAGGGCAGAGGGCCAGCACCCGGCACAGACGCACCAGUAG
Messenger RNA from Drechmeria coniospora, 783 nucleotides. RefSeq lists its product as uncharacterized. The transcript is spliced from 2 exons. The coding region runs from base 1 to 783 and encodes 260 amino acids. Lineage: Eukaryota; Fungi; Ascomycota; Sordariomycetes; Hypocreales; Ophiocordycipitaceae. The record is from RefSeq and is a predicted model, not a curated record.